ACGCAGCUCCAGAACACACGCUCAUCACAUCUGCCUGACACUCUGCCGCCACGCUCACCUGCACACUACUGCCAUCAUGGUGCGCUUGAUAUUAAUGCUCGCUGUGGUCAUCAUCGAAUAUGUGUAUGGAAGACCCCGUCUCUCUCCUCUGCCUAUGAAAGACGGCUGCUUCCUGGUGUCUCCAGAGGUGGAGAUUGUAAGACUGGAGGGUGAGGCCAUAAUCCUCUCCUUCCCAAUGUUCGAUAGAGUGCUCGAAGUACGCAACAUCGCCCCCCUCAACGCAAAGUACAUCAUCAGCAAAGACAAUGUGACAGAGGGCGCGGCCAAUCAGGGCGAGGGGCGUGUUCAGCAGCGUGUCAAACAGUUGUGGUUCCUCCCGGCUCAGGCUGCAGACUCAGGGGAAUAUAUUUGCACUUACAGGAAUGAAACCUACUGUGUAACUGGGAGCAUCACGCUACACGUGUUCGAGUCCAGUUCUGUUGACACGCAGGAACUGACGUACCCAAUGUCAGCCUUAGUGGGCGAGAAUCUGAGACUGUCAUGUCCGUCUCUAAGUGACUUCAACGACACAGAAGGACUGAUAGAGUGGCACAAGGACUCCAGCCCCUCUGCCCCUCAGCCGGGCGAAGCGCGCUCCUUCCACCAGGACCGUGGGAGACUAAUAGUUCCUGCUGUGAGGCGAUCCCAUGCCGGAGUCUACAUGUGUCGGCUCAGCGUGCUCAUCGAUGACCAGCAGUACAAAGUCAGCAGAACCAUCGUGCUGAGAGUGAAAGGUGUAGACCCAGUAACACCCCCCCCCACCACCAUCACCACGCCUGACCUCUCCAUGACCUCUAACCACGGGCUAAUCAGCAGCACCGUUCUCAUAUUUCGACCACCUGUGAUCAUCUCGCCACAGAACGGAAGCGUUUUUGAAAGUCCGCAUGGUUCAGGACUGGAGCUGUCUUGCGACGUGCUCACUGAAUGUCAGAUGGCAGAGUCCACUGAGGUCACAUGGCUGGUCAACGGCCAAUCAGUGGAGUCCUCGUACCUUGAUGGGCGGGCUCUGCAAGGGGGAAGGAGGGUAACCAGGGUGUCUGAAGGCUGCCGGAUUGAGUUGAGGCUAGUUGUCGUAGCCAUGACAGAAGAAGACGUGAAGACGGAGCUGAAGUGCGUCACUCAGAACCCGGAAGGGAGACAGGAAGUGGUCGCACACCUUCAACUCGAGGACUCCACGUUCACAUGGCUGAUGGUGGCCGCGGUGGCCGUGUCCUGCUUCCUGACUGUGGUUUCCAUCUUCCUUUACGUCCUCUUCAAACCUAAGAGGAAAAAUAAAAUGGAUUACUUUCUGGCUCGGCAGAACAGCAGCUUUUAGCGCACUCCCUCCACAAACAAAGACCUUCUUUAAUAUGUUUGCUGUUACAUCAAAUGUCUUUCAUGCACGUGUUCACUUUUUCAGGGAUUUAAUGUUUUUGAAUCAGUCGCACUUUUUUUUAAAUGUUUGAAUGUUAUAAUAUGUGUUAAUAUGGCUAUAACAUCCAUUUGUUUUUUUAUAUAUAGUUGCAGCCAUUAAAGAAACUUUCUUUAACAUCUAUCUCGUGUUGGUGUGGCAGAAAUAUUCUGCUUAAAUGAUGCCACACAGAAGUACAGCAGAACCUCUGAUAGCAGGUCAAACUCAAAGACUUCAUCUGCACAUGAAGACAACUCAUGCACCUCACACACUCCGUCAAAGAUUCAGUGUCCAGAGAGGUUUAUGUGUUGCUACCUCCUUUACAAACACAGUUCAACACCACUGCAACCUCAAUAAUGAACAUGUAGCUAAAGGAAAACCUCUCUGACAGUGUUGAUCAAAACUGAAAGACUUUUUAUUAUUUUCAUAAAAAAAGGUUUUUAUGGCUAAACUGUUAAAUUGGAUUUUGCAGGUGUACCAAAUAAAGUGGCCACACACACACACACACACACACACAUACACACACACACACACACACACACACACACACACACACACACACACACACACACACACACACACACACACACACACACGUUUGAAGUGAGCACUUGUGUUAUUUCCUUUGAAAUGAGUGAUUAAGUAUUUAAUGGUGUUGAUGGUCAAACUGUUCUGGUGGAUAUAAAAUCUGACAAACAUACAAGACAGUAUGUGUUGGAGUAAAACAGAUGUUUCCCUCUGAAGUACAGUACAAUAAAUGUUUAAUUAAAAUGUUAAUAAAGUGCCACAACUUAAAAUUAAUUAAAGUGGAGAAGAACAGUG
Cottoperca gobio is the source of this 2251-nucleotide messenger RNA. Its product is annotated as interleukin-1 receptor type 2-like. The record is from RefSeq and is a predicted model, not a curated record. Bases 77 to 1354 code for a protein of 425 amino acids. NCBI's taxonomy places the organism in Eukaryota, Metazoa, Chordata, Actinopteri, Perciformes, Bovichtidae. The transcript is spliced from 10 exons. Gene Ontology annotation, molecular function: interleukin-1 receptor activity.